AUGUCGCAAAAACCGCGAAAGCUUCAGCGCGUCUCCAAGGCCUGCGACUUCUGCAAUCGGCGCAGCAUCAAGUGCGGCAAGAGUGAAGACCCACUAGGCCGAUGCCAAAACUGUGCAGACUUCGAUGUUCCCUGUACCUAUGAUCGCCCUGCCAAAAGGCGAGGCGUCAAAGCUGGGGUCAAGGUGAACAUGCGGGAGACGCCCGCUCCAGGAGUAUCGGGAGACCCUACUCCGAUCGGUCGAGUUCCUGCGCCAGAGAGGGCCUCCGGUUCAUCUGCAUCUAGGAGUUCAAUGUAUCAGGAAACGGCCUCCCAGCCAUCUUUGACGGGGGAUCCUUGGACCUCUUUCAACACGGGGUGGUCGACGACCGAAGGGUACGAUGAUGACGGUGCUCUCCGCAACUCCUGGAAAGCAUUUGCUAUCUCCAGUGAUCAGCAGAUCAGGAACCUUGUUCAGGUGUACUUUGAGAUUGUCUACCCUAUAUUCCCUCUUUUCCAUAAACAGUCAUUUAUUGAAAGAAUUAAUAAUCAAGAGCACCUCAGAAACCAAGGGCUAUUUGCCUCCACCAUGGCGGUAUGUGCAUUGGUUUCCGGGCGAGCGCGCGACGGCGCUUUAUAUUCCACCCGAUGGCGCCGUGAAGAGCUCAUUGAGCCCCCAUCAGAAGCCUUUUACGCUGCGGCCAAGGAUUCUUUUCCUAGAGACCUGGCUCUUGCAAAGGGGUUUAACUAUAUGCGAGCAUGCGCAAUACUCGCCAUUGCUAGCAUUCAAAAUGGCCAGAUCAAGAACUUGCAAAAGUAUUCGGGAAUGUAUCACACUUUGACAACCAUGGAAGGACUUCAUGAUGAGAAGCUAUGGCCAAAGGAUAUCGGAACUAUCGAGACCGAGGAACGACGGAGAUUAUUCUGGUCAAUUUAUACCUUGGAUAUCUACGCGAGCAUUGUAUGGGGAGGCAUCAUUCGAUAUCGCGAAGCCCAUUCCCUCGUGCGGUACCCCAGCGAGGUGGAUGACGAAUUCAUUACACCUCAUGGCUACGGCUUGCCGCCGGUAUCACCAGAUUCUAGUACACUCAGCCAUGGUGAUACUCCGAUUGUGUCUCGGCAACCGGUAUCAUGGAUGCAUGGCUGGAAUUUUACAACUGAUCUAUAUCGCAUACUCGAACACGUGGUGGAUGGUACUCGACGACGAUUCUCUUCUGCCAACGGUACCACUGAAGUAUGGUCUCUUUUCAGCCCGGCAUCCAUGUCAGAGCCGACCGUCAUGGAGAGAGUUCAUUCCAUGUAUGCUGCGCUGCCGCCGCAGUUCCGUGAGACGCCGCCAACAACGGGGGAUAUGAGUAAGGAUCUGUUUGGCUUCCAGUCUGCCAAUAUUCAGGCGACCCUGCAGUUGCUCCGAAUGGUUCUGUUAUCUGCAGAGGAGAUUGGGGUCGACCGGAAGUGUGAUGUGGCUGGCGAGCUGCUGAGCGUAUUUUCCAAAGUUCCAGUGGAAUAUCUGAAGGCGAUCAGCUCACCCCUGCUACAUCACCUCGGCGGUAUUGGGUACAUUCUCGGUUCAGUCAUGGAGGGAAGUCUGUCUGACGCAUCUUAUCAACGAGUACGGACAUUGCUACUUGAAAUGGCAGACCUCCUCCACCGUCUCGAAACAGGCCUCCAUCGCUCAGCAGGUGCCAGUCAACGACUACGCUCCCAAGUUGACCGAAUCGACGGCUAUAUGCGCACAUCCCGGCUAGUCAAUUUCUCAGUACCGCCACCUCCUCCCAAUGGCGCUUCCUCUAUACAGGUCAAUAUCAAGCCGGAAGCAAUGGUACCGCAAACCGUUUUUCCGCAAUCCGAUCCAACUCCGGUGGGCGCAAGUGUUGGGGAUCAAAUGAUGCAGUUCCAGUUGCCCCCGGAGCUGCUGACAAAUUGGCCGUGGCCUCUUGAUAAUUCUCAUUCAGAGGGCUUUCUACCUUUGGCUUUUGAAUAG
Penicillium cataractarum is the source of this 1962-nucleotide messenger RNA. Its product is annotated as putative C6 transcription factor. Bases 1 to 1962 code for a protein of 653 amino acids. Gene Ontology annotation, molecular function: DNA binding; DNA-binding transcription factor activity, RNA polymerase II-specific; zinc ion binding. NCBI's taxonomy places the organism in Eukaryota, Fungi, Ascomycota, Eurotiomycetes, Eurotiales, Aspergillaceae. Gene Ontology annotation, biological process: DNA-templated transcription; regulation of DNA-templated transcription. The transcript is spliced from 6 exons. The record is from RefSeq and is a predicted model, not a curated record.